CAGUCGUUCAACAGUGAAUACAUACAUUAAAACUUAACUGAGCCACGCAACUCGUUUACAAAAUGAAAAUUAAUUUGCUUCUACUUUGUUUGUAUUACGUUCCGGUGGUAUAUUGCAAGGUCAACGAUGGUACUAUACUUCAGCUCAAGGAUUUGACUUUCGACCUGAUCCGUGGUUUCAUGAGCUUCGAAAUGAGCUUAAACGAAUGGGAAGCGAUGAAAGCCCAACGUAUAAAUUUCAAGGGCAAAGAACAGUCCAUAAGAAUCGAUGUAAAGAGGGAAUUGCAAAAUUUCGUGAACACCCACAAAUUCGUUCCAAAGGCUGAUGAACUGGAAGAGAUUCAAGCAAUAAUUUAUGGCGCCUACCAUUGUACCACAAAGCGAUACGCCACGUUAAUAUCAUACUUGCAACUUAAAGACCUACGGCAAUUCAUAGACGAUCUGAGCAGGGCCAAGACCAAAGUUUUGAACAGACACCACGAUGAGGUCAACGAAGAGUCCGUUUACGGUAGUAAAUAUCUUACGGAGGAAUUCGAGGAACUCGGAAUCAAAUACCCCCUGGACUUCCUAAUACAGAGCCCUCGUGGCGAAUUUGGUGUGAAAACUAUGGGUGAAUAUAUACGGACUGGCGAGAAGAAGGUAAAAACAGUUUGGGAGUCGAUCUUAAAAAAAGAACCGAAAUUCGAAAUCUAUUACGACAUCUUCGUCGACGUGGUUAGUUCGAAAAAUCCUAAUUACAAGUCUGGAACGGUACACGGCGAUUUAUUAGAAAUUGUAACUGUUUUCAACGAGUUAAUCCGAUUAGUCGAUAACUCGAUCGUAGACCAAUGCUCGCCACAUAACAACAGUUUCGUCAGAGGUUUCGGGUCUUUGAGUGGAGAAAUCAAUGAAGCGUUCGAACAGUUAUUACUUGAGUUGGACGCAUUGCACGAAGACGAUGUCGGCUCGAAGUUUUACACUGAUUUUUCAAGUCCCGUAAGCCCCGUAAGCCCCGAAAGCCCAAAAGAAGGGGAAGGGGAAAAGAAAAAUGAAGAUAUUAUUGAAAUAGAAAACAUACGAGGUUCGGGAUGUUUCCUAAAACAACUGAAAUUCACUAUUAACCAUUUAGAAAAAAACCACACGAACACUGAAAAUGCUAAAGCUAUUUAUGGACUAAACAAAAGACGGAUUUCAAAAAAAUUAGUAGUUUUUGCUAAAAUGCCCAAUAAAACCGGAAACACAAAAGAUGAGAGUUCAAAAGAGUUUGUCACAGAGAAGAGUUGUUUGUUUUAUACCAUCACCAUAGAUAAAACGGCCGUACAAGAAGAUAAUCUAUUAUUGAUAGAAGAAGCGAAGGAGGAGCCAGUUAAUUUGGAGAUGGUCGUAAGUGCACCGCCAGCACCAACACGAAUAAACGAUGCUGAUUUUAUGGCCAGUUUCCUAGCAUCCGAGAUUUUUCCUACAACUAAUUUUGAUACAGCUCUUGUUCCUACUACUGAUUAUAAUAUUACUCCUGAUUCGCCUUCUCCUUCAACUACGACAUCUCAACCUAUAAUGCCUCCAUCUGAUCCCAACAACCUAAUAAUGUUAUAAUUUUAAUAUCACAUAAUACAUACUUUCCCAAAAUACUAAAAAUUAUGUAAAAUUGAGGCACAAUCAAAUUGUUCACAUUAAUGUUAAACAUUUUAAAAUUAUUUAGAACCUAUUUAAAUAUUUGCUGUAAAAGUUAGUUUUAUUUUUGUGCCUAAUUGAUAUUCAGAAAUAAAUGUCAUAUUUAUUAAAACACAUAUUAUACGUAUUA
This is a messenger RNA of Adelges cooleyi (spruce gall adelgid), 1779 nucleotides long. RefSeq lists its product as uncharacterized. The record is from RefSeq and is a predicted model, not a curated record. Lineage: Eukaryota; Metazoa; Arthropoda; Insecta; Hemiptera; Adelgidae. The transcript has 2 exons. The coding region runs from base 63 to 1571 and encodes 502 amino acids.